AUGUCUCAUCACAAAAGCAAGCAGAAAAGCAACAAAUCUGCCUUCUUUGCCAUGAAAAAACAAGUUAAAGCCGUAAUCCUGCAGGAAGGCCUAGAAGAUGGCGACCGUGAGUUGGAAGACAGCCACAACUCUUGCUCUCUACUAUCUAACACACAAAGUAAAGAGUGCCUGCUGACUACAUCCCUGCUCCAAACAAUGCUAGAUGCUCAAUCUGUAAAAUUGAUAGCCCAAUUUAGGUCCACCUUAUCGGACCUGAAGAGAGACAUCUACGACAUUGGAAGCAGAACAGCGCACCUGGAAAGCAGGACUGAUGACUAG
Molecule: messenger RNA, 318 nt
Organism: Pelobates cultripes (western spadefoot toad)
Lineage: Eukaryota; Metazoa; Chordata; Amphibia; Anura; Pelobatidae
Source: the annotation of a GenBank genome assembly